Messenger RNA from Daphnia carinata, 3007 nucleotides. RefSeq names its product serine/threonine-protein kinase 17B-like. NCBI's taxonomy places the organism in Eukaryota, Metazoa, Arthropoda, Branchiopoda, Diplostraca, Daphniidae. The transcript has 7 exons. Gene Ontology annotation, cellular component: nucleus. Gene Ontology annotation, biological process: positive regulation of apoptotic process; protein phosphorylation; intracellular signal transduction. The coding region runs from base 309 to 1481 and encodes 390 amino acids. The record is from RefSeq and is a predicted model, not a curated record. Gene Ontology annotation, molecular function: ATP binding; protein serine/threonine kinase activity.
GAACUUUAAUAGUGUAGUCGAACGGUCGGGUCUAGACUUCGUUCUCCAGAUUUACUUUUUAUUACAACUUAGAUUCCGAUAUAUAUCGCGUUUUGUUGUUUUUUGGUUUUACUAUUUUGUACAGUAAACCAUAAAACAUAAUAGUCAACAAACCCAGGGGCAAUAGCUAGAAUUCAACUUUUUUUCAUUUCAAGCAUUUUGAAAUUUGAACAAAACAAAAGAAAAAAACUAUUGUGGGUGGAGGUGCAAUAGAUAGUGAAUCUGCCGAAGCAAUCGGAUUGGAGUGUUCUUUUGUGGCAUCUCAAACGAUGAGUUCAAUACCUGGUUUGCUGACUUUAUGCCCAUCUAGGGCUGAAUUAUUGGUAGCCCGGGAACCACUCCACCAGCUGUAUACAGUGGAAAAGCAACCAUUCGCAAGGGGCAAAUUUGCUGCUGUGAAGCGAUGUCAAAAUAUUUUGAACGGAGAACAAUUUGCUGACAAAGUGAUCCGCAAAAGACGUCGAGGUGGCGGUCCUACACCGGAAUCGUUGCAUGAAGCAGCAAUUUUGGACUUGUGUCGCUCGUGUCCGCACAUCGUUCAACUAGUACAAUUGUACGAUACACCUUUGGAAACUAUCCUCAUUUUGCAACUAGCUACUGGUGGGGAGCUGCAAAGUGUGCUAGAUCGCGAUGAAAUACCGGAAGAAAAACACGUUGUCCGUCUUCUACGCCAAGUUUUGGGGGGUUUACUAUUCCUUCAUGACUUUGACAUAGCACACUUAGAUUUGAAGCCUCAAAAUUUGCUAUUAACGGGACCGUUCCCCGAGUGUGAUAUUAAGCUGUGUGACUUCGGUUUAGCAAGGCAUAUCGCUCGUGGGGUGGAUAUGCGCGAAAUUAUGGGAACUCCUGAUUAUGUUGCACCGGAAAUAUUGAACUAUGAGCCCAUCAGCCUAGCAACAGACAUGUGGUCGGUCGGUGUUCUAGCAUAUGUAUUGCUCACCGGUUGUACACCGUUUGGAGGAGAGACCAAACAGGAAACCUUUUGUAAUAUCACUCGCUGCCAACUGGACUUCCCUGACGAACUUUUCCAGGAUGUUUCACCAACAGCCAUCGAAUUUAUUUCUAACCUGCUUACCCACGAUCCCAGUACUCGGCUGACUGCUCAAUGUUGCCUUCAUCACCCGUGGUUAAAUAUCGGCCCCACCGCCGAAAAAAUCCCGUCCUUCUUGCCGUCUGAAGAUUCUUCCGCACGCUCUUGCAAUAACAUUCCGUUUCCCGAUGACGAGGAUCUCGAAGACCGUCAGAAGCGCGCGGUUAGCGCAUUCCACAACCCGUUUGUUUGUGGUGUUGGUGGUCAGACAACUCCCAAAAUAGGGGUCGCUUGUGCUGCAAAUGCGGUGCCUUUGGUUACGGAGUCUUCAAAGCUAGUCGUUAUUCCUAAACGGAUUGGUACAGCACCCACCAAAAAUAGUUUAACACAAUAUGCAAUUUUUCGUUUUUGACAUGACGUCUUGCGAGAAUAUGGGGUAUGAUUUUUUCAGUUUCCACUGUCCGUAAUUGUCUUUAGGUUAUCUACAAUUUUCCCCUGCUAAUCUUAGUCGGUGUAACAGAUUAAGCAAUCGCCACGUUAAUGUUAUGGCAGAUAUUUUCUUCCGCAAAGAUCGAUGGUACUUUUUCUGGUAAGGCGCCGUGUUAAACAAGAUAAGUGCAGGAUGUUAAAUGUUUCGGUGGAUACUGAACAAACAAGCCCAACUUCUGCGCGGUAUAUGUGAAUUUGGUUUUACCAGGUAUAUCGUUAGUCAACGCAGGAAUUCAUUGUGGUUCGGCUUAGGAGCUUCGCUGAAUCAACGUGAAAUUUCUUACGAAGAAACAAGUGUGAUUCAGGUUACGGCAUUGACGGAUUCAUCCAAAUGUUUUCCUUUAAUUUGCCUUGCGACCCAUUAACAUACUGGACACUUCGUCUGUUUGGACUCCGCGCUGCCCUGUGCCACUAUUCUGACAUCGAUUGCGGAUGGACUAUUCUAGAGUCGGAACGUUUUCCUCUCGUCGCGGCGAUAACGUGAGCUGACCUACCUCCCCAUAUCUUCGUGAAUACAGCCAAUAUAGCUUAUUGUAGAAGUAAUGAAGCCAAACUGUAUAGUCCUGGGAGAAGUCUACGCAGGAAGACAAAACCUGUUGCUUUGGGGCGCCUCAAUGUUUUUUCUUCAAAAUACUAUGCCCGAGCUUUCAGAACCAUUCUUCAUUCGCUGUCCACUUCACUGCCAGCUUGGCCGGCAGUAAAGGUACCUGAGGUUCGGACACUGUUGUUUGUAUACCCAAUCUGUACCACAAAACCUUCGCCUUUGCCGACCAAAGCCCCUCAUGUUCAUUUCGAGACAGCAGAGACUGUCUGAUCUCGCGUAGUUAAGUUUUAGUUGAUUUAAAAUUGUCCUACUGCCGCCCUUUUUCCACGUUACUUUGUGUGUGUAUGUGUGUGUGUUUGUUCUUGUGUUUGUGUGUGUCGCAGGGAUACGGGACCUAAUUCAAAGUUGAGGUCCAUUUCGUAAUCAUUGUUCUCUUUGUUUAAUAUUAAAUUCAAUUACCACCUCAUGUAUACCAUCAUAGUUAGCCCCUUUUCAUCGCAGAAGGGAAUUGUUUAACUAGUCAGUUUGGCACUAGAGGCAUUCACGUGUCAUCGCACACGUUCUCGUAAUUUUUAAAGAGAGCGAUUCCUUAACUUCCGAUUGUGUAUUAUCCUGCCCCCGUUUAGGUUCUGGCAAAAUUUUUAAAUAUAAUAAUUCCACCACAAUGCCUGUUAACGCUUCAUAUGUCAACGACCGAAAUCCACAUGAGCAUUGGGUUCCUUUGUUCGCCAUUGCAAAAUUUACUCAUUUCGCUUUCCCAAUUUUUUCGACCUAUUUGCGUCUCGUUUAAUCGCUGAAGUUUGUGCAAGAGACCAAAUCACCCAAUUUCGUUAAUAAUUGUACAUUUUUUGUAAAAAGGAUGCCUUUUAAAAUGCCUGAGAUUAAAUUACGGUGUCUGAGCAUUC